Molecule: messenger RNA, 1580 nt
Organism: Paramecium tetraurelia
Lineage: Eukaryota; Ciliophora; Oligohymenophorea; Peniculida; Parameciidae
Exons: 3
Source: RefSeq, a predicted model, not a curated record
AUGAAAGAAAAUUAGAAAUCAGACAUCGCUCCUUAGGAUAAGCAAUGGGAAUGGAUACCAUGUCAAUACGAUGUGAAACGCAUCUCAAAGGAUACCGAAACAACGUGGAACUUGAGUCCAUCUGUGCAAUUGAAAAUACCGUCGGAGUAGGGGUAGAUAGACCCUGUAAUUGAUCUCAAAAUAGAGCAGAGCAGGAAUUUCAUUUACACAAACAAAAAUGGCUUGGGCUGGAAUUGGCAUAAGAGUUGGAAUCUACCAGAUAUUGGCGUCGAAUUGGAGGUAUGCGCAUUAUGUUUUAAACAUCCUUAGAUAACAGAUCCCACCACUGACGAGAAGCUUGCUCCACCAGGCAAGAUCUAUGCCAAAAUUCAAAUUGUAAAACCAACAGUAAGUCCAAUGAAAACUUUUCAUCUGCUGGAAGUGGGUGUGAAGGGUAAUUAGAAGAUGGAUUUGGAAAAUAAUAAAUGCAUAUUCUCUGGUCUCAAAUUUAACACUACUUCCUACAAUCAUGAUCAUUAAAAAUUUCACAUAAUCAUAACACUUUAUCUUUGUUAAAGUAAGUUUGAAUUCCCCCAAAUACUGAUAUCCCGCAUAUCUCCCCCUAUUUUUGUGGAUUCCCGAAAGUCAGCCAGAGAUAUUGAGCAACAAAAUAAGCAGAAAUUGCAAUCCUACUUUGAUCCCUUCCCCAUUACCACUCUUGAAAAGCAAUUCACAACCACCAAACCCUAGAAUACCGAAGUUAUCACCAACACUAUCGAGGGAUUGAAUAAUUAUUUCUCAGCUCCCAAUAUCAGACACAAAGUUAAGCAUCCUGUAUUUCUAUGCAUCAAAUUCAGUUCUUGCAUUAAAUUGUAUCUUAAUACAAAUGUAUUUAAAUUCUAAGACUCUAAAUCUUUAGUUUUGACCAUACAACAAGUAUUAUACAAAAGCACUAAUAACAAUGUCAAUAACAAACUCGAUUAAAAAUAUAUCAUAUUAUGUGUGGACAGCAGCAAUACUAUUAGUAAAUUUCAAUAACAUCUAAAAAAACUGUAAGAGUUCCUUGAACCUUUCAAUAACGACGACAUUGAAGUUGUUAUCGACCCAAUUGAACUGCCUAAGAAUUUCACUUAAAUCACAGAUUUAGCAGACAUUAAAUAAGCAUACAUAGAUGUCUAUGAUAAACUAUUGCAAUUGAAGAAGAACGAACAAUAGCAAGAUGACAAUUAGGAAUAUGAAGAAUAACCAAGAAAGAAAAAGAAGCCCAAAGAACAAGAAGUAGUUUAAAACAACCAAGAGAAAAUCAUAAGAAAAGUCAUUCAAAUUCAGGGUCCCAACAUUUCAUAACAAAGGUCACAUCACACCCAUGUCAUCUAAAGUGCUGAAAUGCUUAUAGAAUAACAGCACUAAUAUCUUGAUAAAGAACACGUUAAGGAGGAACACAUAGUUUAAGAGGAAAAACCCCAUUAAUUUGGACUACCAGAUAUAUUUCAAUAAACAGCUAUAAAUAUAAAUAAAAUUCUAUUAUUAAGAGCCUUGUUACCUCAGUAAUAACCACCAUAAUGACAUCAUAUUUCUAAAUUCAUAUUCAAAAAACAAAA